Messenger RNA from Aphidius gifuensis, 1558 nucleotides. RefSeq lists its product as uncharacterized. The coding region runs from base 163 to 996 and encodes 277 amino acids. The record is from RefSeq and is a predicted model, not a curated record. Lineage: Eukaryota; Metazoa; Arthropoda; Insecta; Hymenoptera; Braconidae. The transcript has 2 exons.
GGAAAAUUAAAUUUUUUAAAGUCACUGCUUGAUAAAUGUGGUCGUUAUUUAAAAACAUUAGACUUGACAGCUUAUGAUCGUUGUAACAUUGUGCCAAUUAUCAAUGAUUAUUGUCCAAACCUCGAGAAACUUCGAUUGAGAUUCAUUGAUAUUGACGAUUCAAUGUUAUCCAAUGCAUUUACAAGUCUAUCUAAACUAAAAUCUUUGACAAUUAUAUUUCAAGGUAUGUGGUAUAAAAAUGAUAUACCUGUGACUUUAAUAAAUUCAUUGAAAAACGUUGCUGGUACAUUGACUGAACUGUAUUUGUUGCAUUUUGUCAAUCACUUGGAUGGAAGCUGUGGUUAUCCAAAAAAUCUUCGUUAUGUGAUUUCUCGACUAAAAGCCCUGAAACGUUUUGAAGUUGCUGGUAUACGAGGUUUAAAAAAUUCAUUCAAGUAUUUAAAAAAUAAUGAAAUGUCAUUUUAUUUCAACCAUAAUGAAUAUCUUAAAAAACCUCCUUAUCUGGGACUAUCGUUUAUGAAUAUCUGGUCAUUAAAUUUAUCAAGUUGCUUCAUUAAAGAUGAUACUUUGUAUACUAUUGCCAAUACCAUCAAACUAUUAAAAACGUUAACUAUUAAUUGUGCUCAGAUAACCGAUGACGGUGUAGUAGCACUUUCAAUGAUGAAUUAUUUACAAACUCUUUAUUUAAACGGUCAUAAUAACGUCAUUGAUUCUUCAAUAAAAUUGCUCAAAAAUAUAGUAGUAUUAUCUUUGCCACACAGCAAUAAAAUCACUGAUGUUUCAGUCACGAAACUUCUUGAAAAUUUACCAAAAAUUGAGCAACUUAUUCUUCACUUAGCAACAAGUUUGACUGCUAAUUUUGUCAAAAAAGCAGCAGAAAUAUCAAGCAAACGAAAACAACAUUUGGUGAUCGCCAUUCAUUCAUUAAUACCUGAUGUAAAACAAUAUGAAUCACCGUAUUUGAAAAUAUAUAUUAUUAAAAAUGAAGAAAAAUAAAAAAAAUAGUAUAUUUUGAUACACAUGCCCACGUUGAUAAUGUCCAAUUCUUAUCAAUUAAAAUAUAAAAAAAUCUGUUUUCAAACAUAAUAUAUCAUCAUCAUCAUCAUCAUUUUUAUUAUUUUUCGUAUUUCUUUUUAUUCUCUUUUUUAGAAUCAACAAGUUCAAUUGAUCCUUUUAUUUCCUCUUCUUGAAGACGUUUUAAUCCAUUUUCAGAUGGAUAUAUAUAUUAACUGAAUGUACAAAUCCACCAGCUUGAAGAAACGAAUUGAAUAAUACCAUUAAAUCAACUGCUUUAAUUUGUUCCCAAUCCAUAUUACAAGCAGCUAAUUUUGAUAUUAUUGUUUCAGUUGUUUCAGCUUCUUUAUCCAAUUUACAUCCUAUUUGUGUUUAAUCUCUUCAUCAUCAACAUGUGUGACCUUGACGUCAUCGUCAUCUGAUAAAUCAUCAGAUGAACUGUCACUAUAAAUAAUUGUUUUUCACCUCGAGCAUAAUCAGAAGCAAGAUCUGUUGUUCAUUUUCAAUUAAAUCUUUUUUAUCAAUAGCAUUUAAUUCAUCAGAC